This is a messenger RNA of Cryptomeria japonica (Japanese cedar), 1051 nucleotides long. RefSeq names its product peptidyl-prolyl cis-trans isomerase FKBP16-1, chloroplastic. The transcript is spliced from 8 exons. The coding region runs from base 115 to 795 and encodes 226 amino acids. The record is from RefSeq and is a predicted model, not a curated record. NCBI's taxonomy places the organism in Eukaryota, Viridiplantae, Streptophyta, Pinopsida, Cupressales, Cupressaceae. Gene Ontology annotation, molecular function: peptidyl-prolyl cis-trans isomerase activity.
GGCCGUAGAUAAUGGGUUAGAAUUUCACCUUGGCAGCUGAGCUGGCAAUACAAACGUUGCGCAUGACAUUACAGGAUAUAGGCGGAAGUUAAUGGGGGAUUGUCCAUUGUAAAGAUGGUGGUCAGUGCUGCCUCAUGGGUACCAAACAUCUCCUUUCUCUGGAAGCAAGUUUGGAUUGGACAAUGGCCACUUCAAAUUAGGCAUACAAAUAAAAAAAUGACUGGGAGGUUGCAUGUUCAUAUGAAGAUCAGUGGCAGUUAUAGCUCAGAUUCAAUCAAUUUAAAGCACAAUGCCAAAAUAGCAAGACGACAAAUGUUACUAGCAACUACAGGAAUCACCACUGCUUUUUCUGUAGUUGAUUUUUCAAUAGCUGGACCAUAUCCCUCUAUGGAGGAACCUAUCAUUCCUCGUUAUUACAAGACAGCAAGUGGAGUCAAAAUUGAAGAUAUUGUUGAAGGAGAAGGACCAAUAGCUCAUGAAGGAGACGUUGUUGAGCUAAAUUAUGUCUGUAGGCGAUCAAAUGGAUACUUUGUUUACAGUACUGUUGAUCAAAUUAGUGGAGAAAGCAAGCCAGUCAUGCUUCCUAUUGAUGACAAACAGAUCAUUGCAGGACUGAAGGAAGUUUUAAUAGGCAUGAGAGCUGGAGGGAAGAGAAGAGCACUUAUACCUCCUUAUGUUGGUUAUACCACUGAAAAUCUUGAGCCUCAACCUCUGGAGUUUGGUCCCCGUAGAAGCCUGUUAUCCCAUGUGAAGGAGCCAUUGGUUUUUGAAGUGCAGGUGCUGAAAGUGUUGUGAAUGCCAUGCUUAUUCAUCAGGCCUAUGCACAGAGCCAUUGGGUUUUAAAAUGUAGGUGCUGAAAGUCUUGUGAAUUCCAUGCAUUUUCCUCAGGCGUAUGCACAAUUUAGAAAAGAACAAUAAUAGAUAAUGGUCAAGUGUUUGGUAAACUGAUACUUUUUUAUGAGAGGCAUCAUUUCAUGGUACAGAAGAGGCAUAUUUACCAUGUUGUAUCAUCUGUACCUUAUGAAAUUCCACAUAUAAAUUCCAUUGUACA